Condylostylus longicornis is the source of this 1531-nucleotide messenger RNA. RefSeq names its product phenoloxidase-activating factor 2-like. The record is from RefSeq and is a predicted model, not a curated record. Bases 220 to 1467 code for a protein of 415 amino acids. The transcript has a single exon. NCBI's taxonomy places the organism in Eukaryota, Metazoa, Arthropoda, Insecta, Diptera, Dolichopodidae. Gene Ontology annotation, biological process: proteolysis. Gene Ontology annotation, molecular function: serine-type endopeptidase activity.
CAAGCAAAUACAGAUAACCUGUUGAAAAAUGUUUUUUUUUUUAAUUUUAAAUAAACAAGUAUAGGAAUAAUAAAUAGUUCUUACUCAGUAGUUCAAGUAUUCGGAUGUGAUUUCGAUUCGGUAUAAAAUUAAUUUUCAUAACAAAAGAAAAUAAAAACAAAAAGAAAAUACAAAAAUAUAACAGCUAUAUUAUAACAAAUUUAAAUAUUGUAAAAAAUAAUGAAGAUAAUUUUAUUAAUAUUUGCUAUAACGAUAGCAAUAUCAAACCGGAUUGAAGCACAGAGACCAAGUACGUCAUUAGAUGAUCUUUUACAAAAUGUUUUUAAUCCAAAACCAACACCAAAUCCUAAUAAUGGAAAUGUAAUACCAACAAAAGCUCCUGUACCAACAAAUCCUAAUACACCACAAACUGGUGAUGGGGCAUCAUAUGCACCCUGCGGUGAUAAUAAAAUUUGUGUACCUUUUUAUAAUUGUAAAAAUGAUACCGGUAAUUUAAAUACCGAUGGUGAAUAUUUACUUGAUAUACGUUUUGAUGAUACAAAAUCAUGUGCAUCAUAUUUAGAAACAUGUUGUUCACUAAUUGAUAAAAGUACUGAUGUACCUGUUGUAACACCAAAACCACAGGAAUAUAAAAAAGGUUGUGGUAAUAGAAAUGCUGACGGUGUACUAUUUCGAAUUACUGGAAAUAAAGAAGGUGAAACUGAAUAUGGUGAAUUUCCAUGGAUGGUUGCAAUAUUAAAACAAGAACAAGCCGGUGAAGAAAUUUUAAAUAUAUAUCAAUGUGGUGGUUCAAUAAUACAUCCACAAGUUGUAUUAACAGCAGCACAUUGUGUUUAUAAAAAUAGUGCACAUGAAUUAUUAGCAAGAGCCGGUGAAUGGGAUACACAAACAAAAGAUGAAUUAUAUAGAGAACAAGAUCGUCAAGUUAUUGAAAUUGUUUUACAUGAACAAUUUUCAAAAGGUGGUUUACAUAAUGAUAUCGCAUUAUUAUUUACAGCACAACCAUAUGAUUUGGGAAUUGAUGUUAAUACAGUAUGUUUACCACCACCAAAUACAAAUUUUGAGAAUGUACGUUGUUUUGCUACUGGUUGGGGUAAAGAUCAAUUCGGUCAACAGGGUAAAUAUCAAGUUAUAUUGAAAAAAAUUGAUGUACCAGUUGUUGCACAUGAUCAAUGUCAAGCUAGUUUACGUGAUACACGUUUAGGUAAAUUCUUUCAAUUACAUGAAUCAUUUAUUUGUGCUGGUGGUGAACCCGGUAAAGAUGUAUGUAAAGGAGAUGGUGGUGGACCAUUAAGUUGCCCAAUAUCUGGUCAAAAAAAUAAAUAUUAUCAAGCUGGUAUUGUUGCAUGGGGUAUAGGUUGCGGUGGAACAAAUCCUGGUGUAUAUGCUAGUGUUUCACAUUUGCGUCCAUGGAUUGAUAAUGUUAUGUCAUCAAGAGGUUUUGAUUCAUCUCAUUAUACAGCUUGAUUAAAAUUUAAUUAUAUUUUAUGAUUUUUAAAUUGAAAAUAAAAAUGAGUGAAAUUUUUUUUUU